This is a messenger RNA of Paramormyrops kingsleyae, 3097 nucleotides long. Its product is annotated as fibronectin type III domain-containing protein 7. Lineage: Eukaryota; Metazoa; Chordata; Actinopteri; Osteoglossiformes; Mormyridae. The record is from RefSeq and is a predicted model, not a curated record. Gene Ontology annotation, molecular function: protein binding.
CGGAAAGAAAAUAAGAUUAACGGGGUGCCGCGUUUAUUAACAAAUUGGAAAAAAGUAUAAGACCAGAAUUAACAGUCAAUUAAUGUCAAGACCUUUGGACUUUUGGGGGAAAGCAAAUACUGAAGGCAUGAGAUCUAUGGGUUUAAAGUCGCUUAUUGUUGUUUUAUUUGGCAUGGUUUCCCAGAUAGCUGCUCAAAAUGGAAUGGUCAUGUCUGUGUACACGGUAACGUCAAAAAGUGUGUCGGUCCAGUGGAAUAAGGUCCCUGGAGCCAGUUCAUACAAGGUGAAGGCUACCCCGAAAGGUUCCCUGGAAUCGUCGUCUUACUCACAGUUUGGCGGAAACUUUGUGGUGGGCUCCGUCAACUCCCUCAAGCCAAACACCAUCUACAUAGUGGAGGUCGAGGCUGUCGACGGCACUUCUAAUCUCCUGGGCCGAGCUACGAUCGAACAGAUCACAGCCCCGGAUGUGCCUGGCAUUUCCAAGGCCUACUCAAAGCUCAGCAACAGCAUUACAGUGGAAUUCAAUGCAGUCCAAGGGGCCAGCUCUUACAUUCUUCGGGCUGAGUCGGAAUCAGCCAAUUUCUUCUCCGAGACCCAGGUGUCAAGUUCCCCAGGGACUGUGCUCAACCUUCAACCCUGCACUGAAUACAUGCUCAGUGUUAUAUCCGUCAACAGCGGCGGAAGAAGCCAGCCGUCUCUGCCCCAGAAAGCAAAGACAGUGGUGGCAGCACCACAGCUUAUUGCAGCCUCACCCAACAGCAGCACCAUCCAGCUGUACUGGGCUCCAGUGACGAAGGCAGUGUUCUAUGCACUGGACAUCAUCAUGGAGGGCUCCGGCAUCCGUAUCAGGCUCAACACCACCAAGCUAUCCGUGACCAUACCCAAUCUGCAGGCUGGCACCACCUACUGCACCAAAGGAAAUGCCUUUGAUGUGGACAACAUCCCUGGCGAUGACAUCACCGUUUGCCAAAUCACUCGUCCCUCUCCCCCACUGAUUUCGCAGAUCAAGCCGAGCUCAUGUAGCCCCCAGGGGUUAGUGGUGAAUUUCGAGAAUGUGCAGGGAGCAGACCGCUACCUAGGUCUGAGCUCCACUGGCAACAACUGCACCUCCACUGGCAGCCAGUGCAUCUUAAGCCCAGUCAGCUGUGGUCAGAACCAAUCCAUCACCAUCACAGCUAUAAACCAGGCUGGCCCCAGCAGCCCCUCGAAGUCCAUGAACUUCAUCACGUUCCCCUGCUCUCCACAGACUCUCUGGGUGGAGGAGUCGGUCCCGGGCAGCUGCACGCUACACUGGGGCGCAGUGACCUGGGUGGAAUACUACAUGGCCUUCAUCAAGAGGGACGAUGGAACCGAGGAGUUCUGCAAUACCACCAGAACCACAUGCAGCUAUACCUGCCAGUGCAGCUUCACUUACUUCAUGAACGUCUUUGCUUACAACCGAGCUGGUCCUAGUCCCCCAGGCCAGGUGCUCAACUACACAACCUUUCCCUGCUGCCCCAAGAAUGUGUCCGUAUCACUGGUUUCCCCCGAAACCCUGGCGAUCACGUGGGCACCCGUCCGUGGGGCUGAGGUGUACGAGACCAGGGCCGUCGGCAGUUCAGACCUUAUUCUAUGCAAUGACACGUCACCAGUGUGUGCACUGUCGGACCUCAGGUGCAACACCAAGUACAGCAUUGUGGUCUGUCCAUGUAGCGAACGUGGCUGUAACAACAACUGCAGUGCAACAACUAAGGAGACAGCUCCCUGCCAACCCAUAAUCACAAGAAUCCAGCAGCUUGACCCAUUCUUGGUGAGUGUGUCUUGGACAGCCAGUAACACGGGCGCCAUGUACACGGCUAAUCUGUUGGAAAAGAGAGGGUCUCAUACGUGCAGCUCCACGGGGACAUUCUGUGAAGUCACCAACUUGCCCUGUGGCACCAUGUUUGACGUCAGUGUCAUUGCAAGUACUUCAGCGGGGUCCAGUUUUCCCAGUUUCACAGUGCCCCUGGAGACAGUUCCCUGCUGCCCGGAAAGUUUCACUGUGACGCAGGUGACUCAGGCCAUGACAAAUGUCACCUGGUCACCAGCCACUGGCGCGAAGACUUACAUCACCACGCUGACCUCGCCCCGUGGAAAUGCCAAGUGCCACACACUGAGUACCAGCUGCCUGAUGGGAUGUAUCACCUGUGGCACUAACUACACUGUUUCCAUGGAGAUCCUCAGUAGCACGGGGCACAAAUCGUUGUGUACCUAUCACGGUUUCUCUUCCACCACCUGCUGCCCCUGGAGUGUCAAGCUCUACCGGAUGACCAAUAACAUCAUCAGGGUGUUCUGGCACUCCUCCAGCUCCCAGAGCACGUACAUAGCUGACCUGUACGGCAGCGUCUCCAACUACACCUGUACCCCUCAGGCCGGCGCUAACUUCUGCGAUGUGUCUGAGAUCAUGUGUGGUGACGUUUACACAGUGGUCGUGGCCCCUCUGUCACAAGGAUCCAAGAUCAAAUUUUGCUCCCAAAGGAUGUAUUCAGUAUCCUGUUCUGGAAGUAAUGUAGGAAUGGUAAUUUAUCGUGGGAAGAGAAGUUUGGAUUAGCAUAUGAAUGUAAAGGAACUGCAAACAGGUCAUCCAGAUAGCAUCAAACUGAGAAGCAGCCAUUCAUCCCCCUCCUGUCUGUUUUGCUUCUUUCUCUCAAUUUUGCAAUAUUGCUUAAAGCUUCCCCCAAAAACUUCCUUUUAUACUUCACCUUACCAUGCGAUAUACAACUACUUCUGCACCAUAUAAUAAUAAUUAAGACCUUGUGACCAGAAACACAAGACAGCCAUACUUGUGAAAAGUGAUUUUUGGGACUGUGCAUUUCUCUCAUAGUGAUGCAAUUUUAGUUUGCAAACAAUUGAUAAUAAAGUGGAUAUACAUAAAAAAAACUCUUUUCCUCAUUUUGGAGUUUUGUAAUAAUCAAAAACCAGUCUGUCCCCCAGCAGUAAGCCACAUAACAAAAUGUGACAAAAAAGACAACAUAUUCAGAACUAAAGACUGACUUUUCAUUAGGAUGAUAAUAAAGAAUUUAACAAAUACAAUGUUUUACAUUUCCUGUUCUUUUAAUAAAACACAUCCCUUGCAUAA